Danaus chrysippus (African queen) is the source of this 858-nucleotide messenger RNA. Lineage: Eukaryota; Metazoa; Arthropoda; Insecta; Lepidoptera; Nymphalidae. The record is from the annotation of a GenBank genome assembly.
AUGGCUAAACGUCGAUUUUUAUCACUCGAGCGUCGUCUGGAGCGAGAUAGUCAUCUUAAAAAUCUCUACAUAAGCUUCAUGAGAGAAUACAUCAACUUAGGGCACAUGAGUGAGAAUGUAGAGCAGCAUAAAAUUGUAGUCAGCGCGGACAUCGAGAAGAUGUAUCGUCAAACACUUGUAAGUAGUAGCCAGCGUUCUUUACAACAAGUAUUUUGGAGAGAGAGUCCUAUGCAUCCUUUGAAAACAUAUACUUUAAACACUGUGACGUAUGGCACUGCUUCAGCGCCUUUCUUAGCCACUAGAUGCUUAAUUCAACUCGCUGAAGAAAGUAGAGAUCAAGCAAUUAAAUUUACGAUAGCUCAUGACUUCUAUGUUGAUGAUUACUUAUCUGGUGCUUCGUCUGUUACAGCUACUGUAAAUCAAUGUCGCCAAGUCAUCGCUGUUCUUCAGAAAGCUGGAUAUAAUUUACGGAAAUGGCAGUCUAACUCAAACGAAGUAUUAGAGUCUCUAUGCGGUAAUCAUGAUAUAUCAGAUAUUGUAGAUCUUAGCAACAAUGAGAUGUCUAAGACAUUAGGUCUCAACUGGCAAUGUUCUCGUGACACAUUUUCAUUUUUUAUAAACUUAACUUCCACUGAUCACGUCACAAAACGUCAAAUAUUAUCAGUCAUUGCACAAAUUUUUGACCCAAUCGGUCUUGUGGUUCCUUGCAUAGUUGAAGCAAAAAUACUUAUGCAACAACUUUGGCUUGCUAAAUGUUCAUGGGACGAACCUGUUCCAGCUAACAUUCAAAGUAUUUGCAUUACAUAUGGUAAGGAGAAAGUACUUGUUGAGAUAGCCAAGUCCAAUAUGGUGAUGUAG